CUGGUUCUUUGAAGCUUGAAUCUCGAAUUUGCACACUGCUUCUCCCCCUUUUUGUCAUAAUAAAAAAGGCAAUCCCGAUGUUUUGCUUAAGCAACUUAAUGCAGAAUCAUUAGUGCACUAAAGCAAGUAACUCACACAGGAACAAUUAACUUAAAUCAUAAAAAUAGUGUUAUAACUAGAAAAAAGUGUCAUAAUGUGCAUAAAAGAAAAUAGUUUAUAAAAAAAUGUAGGGGUAGCAAUAAUCCAUGAGGCAUUUAAGCAUCAGAAAAUCACUGCUUCUUCUUGGUCGGAUGCCAUGCUCUGUUCAGCUUCCUUCUGUUUUCUCUUCUGGGCAGCCUUGGAAUUCGUGAUUCUGCGUUUGGGAGGCAUCGUGCAGUUCCAAAUCUAGCAUAUGACCUGAGAUUCUGGCGAUUUAUGACUUGUGGUUUCCGUGGAUAUGCCGGCGACAUCCAGUACCGAGGAGGCUGAGGCGAGGUGCUAUGGGAAGAGACAGUGGUGGCUUUCUGCGUUCCCGCUAGCGAGGCUUUCUGGGUCCUCGACUUCUUGUUGGAGGGGUUUCUCACGGUGGAGGGAGGUGCAGGGGCUUUCUGGGUUCCCGCUGGUGGGGCUUCUCACGAUGGUGCAGCAGUGAGGCUUUUCGGGAUUUUGAUUUAGAGGGCAGAUGGCUGCUGUUACAGUUUAAGACUUUUAAGGGGAGUGAGUAAGCUAAUGGGUUGGGUAGGUUAGGCUUGGCCCGAGGUAAGCUUUAAGUGGAUGGGUUUUAGGUGGGCUGAAAAAAAAUUGAAAAUUGGCCCAUGGGGGGUUCCGACUCCUUGUAGGGGGUGCGGAACCCCUGAUUAUUCUACCUGCCUCUUUGCCCAAGGAGGUUCUGACUCGGAACACACGAUGGUUCUGACACUUUUUGUGGCUUUUUCGUCUGUAGCUCAGGUGUCGACACCUAUUGGUUAGGUUCCAACACUUUCAUAGACUUUUUAGCGUCUAGUUCCCUAGUGAGCCUCUAAAACCGAUCUUCACUUAAGGGUUUAGUAAAAAUAUCAGUUAAUUGAUCAUUAGUAACGGUAAAUUCAAGAGAGAUAUUUUUAAAAUUUGAGUCAUAUCAAGCAAGAUCAAAUAUGCACUUCAAAAAUAUAAAUUUCACAGCAAAGAGAUCAUAAUAGAUAACUCAAGAAAAAGUAAAUGUGAUAUCAAUUACUACUUCAGCAAGAUUAAAAGCAUGAGCACAAAUAGUCAAAGGAUAAUCAUGUGUAACUAAUUUGAAUAAUGUGAAUACUAUUGA
Rubroshorea leprosula is the source of this 1276-nucleotide messenger RNA. The record is from the annotation of a GenBank genome assembly. NCBI's taxonomy places the organism in Eukaryota, Viridiplantae, Streptophyta, Magnoliopsida, Malvales, Dipterocarpaceae.